This is a messenger RNA of Amphimedon queenslandica, 623 nucleotides long. RefSeq names its product myotubularin-related protein 12-like. The coding region runs from base 75 to 623 and encodes 182 amino acids. The transcript has 5 exons. NCBI's taxonomy places the organism in Eukaryota, Metazoa, Porifera, Demospongiae, Haplosclerida, Niphatidae. The record is from RefSeq and is a predicted model, not a curated record.
AAAAUGUCUUCUCUUUUCUCAGUCCUCUUUUGAAAUUACCUCUUAAAUUACAGCCCCCCCCCCCUCCACAGUCAAUGGCUAAGACCAGUAAAGCAGCUACUCUCCCUACAGUAUCAGUACCUGAUUCAUCCAUUGACCUACUGCCUGGAGAGGCACUAGUAGGUCAUGCUCCUGAUACCCAGCAGUUACUGUAUGAGUCAGAGGGACCUGAUAAGAGUCCUGGGUAUAUCUAUGGGACACUCUACAUUACUAAUCACAGACUAUCAUUCAAACCUGCUCCUUUCAACACUGAUAAACUCUCUCCAUUGGAUAGGUCCUCAGUAUUCAAGAGUCAUUAUAUUCCAUUGAGACUGAUACUGCAAGCAUACACUAUCAGCAGUAAUAAGAAGAGGCUUGUUACUGCCAAGUCAACUCUGCCAAAGAAAAUAAAUGAACUGGAAAUAAUCUGUAAAGACUUACGAAAGGUUGUGUUCAGUUUCAAGAGUUGCUCUAAGUCUGAUGUAGUACAUGUAAGUAUAGUUAUACUACUAUACCAGUACUGUACUGGUCUGUACUGUCAUUGUACUGUUACUGUUAGUGUACUGGCCUGUACUUAUACCAGUACUGUUACUGUACUGGCCUAG